This is a messenger RNA of Paraphaeosphaeria sporulosa, 171 nucleotides long. RefSeq lists its product as uncharacterized. The record is from RefSeq and is a predicted model, not a curated record. The transcript has a single exon. Bases 1 to 171 code for a protein of 56 amino acids. NCBI's taxonomy places the organism in Eukaryota, Fungi, Ascomycota, Dothideomycetes, Pleosporales, Didymosphaeriaceae.
AUGGCCGCUCCGGGAACCUGCACACACACGUGGAAGAUCAUCAAGUCCGACACAAACAUCAUCGUGUGGAACUGCAAUGGCUGCCACUCAGGGCCACAUCCGUUCAUCUACGAAUGCGAAAAAUGCAAGGUGCAGUACUGCCGUCCUUGCACAUCCAAGCCCCGGGCGUAG